ACUCCCUCCGCCGCCUCAUUGGAGCGCCUGUGCGUGUUGUUGUUGUCUCUGAUAUUGUCUGAGCGGAACCAUCGCCACCGAGGUUUUAUAGAAUUAAAAAAAAAAAAAAAGAAGAAGAAGAAAGAAAGCUCGAGGCCGAAAUGUCUUCGCUGCUGAAGCCGUUCUCGGUGUGCGAGGGCCCGUGCGAGAGCCGCGGGGCCCGGAGAGGAUGCCCGAGCUCGGGUCCUCAUGGUGGGCAGACACCAUCCUCCCAGCGCCUGGCCGCCGCGGCGGCGCUGAGCUCUCUGCCGGAGCACCAGCGGACCUACGCGGCGAGGAGGAACCUGGCGGCCGCGGCGGUCGGAGGCAGGAAGAUCACGCAUCCCGGAAAGGCCAUCCUAGCUGGUGGCCUUGCAGGAGGAAUAGAAAUCUGUAUCACCUUCCCCACAGAGUACGUCAAGACCCAGCUGCAGCUGGACGAGCGAGCCAACCCGCCUCGGUACAGGGGGAUCGGUGACUGUGUCAAGCUGACCGUGCAGGAUCAUGGCCUCAGAGGGUUAUAUCGAGGGCUCAGCUCACUGCUCUAUGGAUCUAUACCCAAGUCUGCAGUCAGGUUUGGUACGUUUGAAAUGCUCAGUAAUCCGAUGCGAGAUGCCACCGGCCGGCUAGACAACACACGGAGCCUCCUGUGCGGUUUAGGGGCAGGAAUAGCAGAGGCCAUCGUGGUAGUUUGUCCCAUGGAGACGCUCAAGGUGAAGCUGAUCCACGACCAAUGUUCCCUCAAUCCUCGAUACAGAGGCUUUUUCCAUGGAGUUAGUGAGAUCAUCAGAGAACAAGGUGUGAGGGGGACGUAUCAAGGUCUAACGGCGACUGUGCUCAAACAAGGAACCAAUCAGGCUAUUCGGUUCUAUGUGAUGAACGCACUGAGAAAUUGGUACAAAGGUGACGACCCCAGAAAAGAAAUGCACCCGAUCGUCACAGCCAUGUUCGGAGCGACGGCGGGAGCAGCCAGCGUCUUUGGAAACACACCUUUAGAUGUAGUUAAGACCAGGAUGCAGGGUUUGGAAGCUCACCGCUACAAAAGCACAGCAGACUGCGCCUUCCAGAUCUUAAAACAUGAAGGCCCGCAGGCGUUCUACAAAGGGACGGUUCCCCGGCUCGGGCGCGUGUGUCUGGACGUGGCCAUAGUCUUUGUCAUCUACGAGGAGGUGGUGAAGCUACUCAACAACGUGUGGCACACCCAGUAGACCGGCCGGACGGCGGCCGUGACCCGGGGAAAAGCACAGAUCAGUGCCUCGCGCUACGCACAACUGAACACCUCUAUUCGAGUUUAUACUAGCUCUCUGCAUCGCCCUGAGCAAAGGAUGCCUCGUUCUGGCCAGUCUCCUCACUGUUACAUGAAAUAAUCUGCAAGCGUUAACUAGGAACGUGAGUCUAUUUGCAGUAAUGUAGCUGAUGUACUUCUCCAUUCUAAUCAUUUUAGAGUUUUUUUAUAUUUUGCAGAACUGGUAGAGUCAAAUGAGGUGAUGCUCUUACUUUUUUUUUUUUUUUAUUUUUAAUUUUUAUUUAACAGACCAAACUUAUAGGCUCUGCUUCGAGAGUCUCAUUAAAAGCAACAUGUUUAGAGAAGGAAAACACGGUCAGAUCUUAACCAAAGGUUCAAAGUAGAAGGAAAAAGGAAGACUUGACUAGUUCUAAAAAGGGAUAGAAUCUCUUAAUGUUUCAAGUUUCUAUGACUGUUGUUUCCUGUGAAUGUGUUCCAGUGAACUCUUUGUAACGAAACCAUAAAUGUGUCUUCUGAUUCACUGAGUACUUACUCUUGCUACACCGGGCAGAGAGCAGACUGGACCCAAUCGAGCUUCUCGCAGUGAUUCAAGCUGUCUGUGCAGUACUUCAGCACAUCCUGCGUGUUGUAAAUGCUUGCUUGGCCGUGCUUGUGGCGGCGUUGCACUAAAGCGUUUGUGUUUCUUUGCCGUGUCCUGGUUUAUGAACUUCAGGAAGUGCCCGUUGCGCAUUUCGUGGCGACGGCUGACAACAGAGGUUACGCAGACUGCCGCCUGGUUUCCAGCACUGAGGGUGAAGUCAGGAGGAAAAAGUAACGUCGCAGGAUUCCCCGUUCAUCUUGUCAUAGAAACUUAACUGGUGGCGUAUUUUAAAUAAAAGGUCUAAGAUCUGCUGACACCACACAGCCUUGCACAGUAGCCCUUCAGUCAUCUAUCCUCAGUACUUCAGUAGUUUCCUCUCUGACGGUAAAAAAACAUCAAAACAACAGGAUAUAGUUCAGUCUUUGUAUCUAUAUUGUUUGACUGUCUCACUCACUAAAAGCACAUUUUGGUUUAACCGAAUCGGUUUUGUGUUUUGUGGCUUUACAUGGACAAACUAACAGCUUUGGUGAUCCUGUGCAGCCUGAAAGGUUUGUUUUUUUGGGGGAAGAAACAUGUAUGACUUGGAAAAUACUGUUACAAAUAUGUCAAUGCGCCCAAGUAUACAUGGUACAUGGCAGUCUCAUCAAUAAACUCGUGAUAUAAACCUGAA
Messenger RNA from Salarias fasciatus (jewelled blenny), 2514 nucleotides. It is a transcript of the gene slc25a1a, whose product is annotated as solute carrier family 25 member 1a. Gene Ontology annotation, cellular component: mitochondrion. Bases 141 to 1226 code for a protein of 361 amino acids. Gene Ontology annotation, molecular function: citrate secondary active transmembrane transporter activity. Gene Ontology annotation, biological process: mitochondrial citrate transmembrane transport. NCBI's taxonomy places the organism in Eukaryota, Metazoa, Chordata, Actinopteri, Blenniiformes, Blenniidae. The record is from RefSeq and is a predicted model, not a curated record. The transcript is spliced from 9 exons.